Molecule: messenger RNA, 1781 nt
Organism: Mercenaria mercenaria
Lineage: Eukaryota; Metazoa; Mollusca; Bivalvia; Venerida; Veneridae
Exons: 5
Coding region: 91-990 (299 amino acids)
Biological process (GO): immune response
Cellular component (GO): membrane
Molecular function (GO): tumor necrosis factor receptor binding
Source: RefSeq, a predicted model, not a curated record
AGUUUAUUUUUACAUUUUCUUUCGCAAAUUCUAUUUUUAUCUUUACGUGAAACUCAAGUAAGUCGGAGCAAAAGGAGAAGUUUGUUAAAUAUGGCAGAUAAAACUAAAAACGGAUAUACUAGUGUAAAAACAAAUACCGAUAAUGGGGACAGGCCAGCUACAAAACGAUCUACCAAAAUUGCUGUCUGGAGUCUGUUGAUAUUUAAUGUAUUGCUGCUGGUUGCACUGUUAAGUCUAGUGAUAGGAUGGCGGGAAUACAGAAAGAAAAGCCUGACUCCACAUGAACAAACCAUAUGUCUAAAUUGUACCGAAAUGGGGCUUGAUGGCAAGGAAAUACCAGAGGAAAUGGCCGGGAAGAUAACAAGAGAUACGAAUGGCAAUUCGAAGGAAUGGGUUUGCUGUGGAUAUACAAGUGAUGUUUUAAACUGGAUGGUAACUAAGGCAAUACAAGACAGAGGAACCAGUAUCAAGUCAAGUAUUUAUCCGUUGAUAUCUAAAGAAUGCAAAAAGACAACACAAGCAAAGCCGUCUGCGCAAGUCACUGGAAUAUCAGUAUCAGGAAUGGAAAAAGAACAAACAGACGUAAUACAAUGGAAUACAACUGAAUCGUCAUUUAUGGGAGAAGGGAUCACUUACAAAAAUGGCAGACUGACUAUCAAACAGCCGGGCUACUAUUAUAUAUUUUCACAGAUAAAGCUGAGAAAUAUUCCUCUUUCAUACUCAACAAGUGACGUAUCCGCGAGUGAAACUUUGCCUAAUCACUGGAACCAUUAUAUUUUCCACGUCUCAAGUGAAAAUGGAAAGGAACAAAAGAUUCUCGAAAGUAGUAAAUCACGUUGUGAAAUGCCAUCUUUAGGGGAUGAGACUACGAGUUCAUUUGGUGCAGUGUUUUACCUGGCAGAAAAUGACGAAGUUUUUGUAAAUACUUCCCAUCCACAGUAUCUUGCACCUUGUGAAGAAGGAAACCAUUUUGGUUUAUAUAUGACUUGACAUAUAUUGUAAAAUGUCAUCUAUGACACAUGUGAACCAUCGGAACCUUCAAUUCAUUUAUUCGUCGUCUCAAUUGUAUUUUUAUGUAUGCUUUUUGUAUUUAUUUUCUAGUGAUUUCAGUUAAUGACUAUUUCAUUGGAAAUAGAUAAAUCACAGGGUUCAGCAAGUGUUGUUGUGAUCUACAGAAGUUGGUUCAAUGAGAUUACACAUUAACAUAUUUCCUAUAUUCAUUUAAACGAUAUGAUAAAUAAAAUAGGGUCAAUAGAGUAUCUUGGUCUACAAUGUUGUAUUUGGCUAGAGCGGAUUUUGUCAGGCCUGGAUCCCACGAGUACCUUCCGAUAGGAGAUGAAUACAGUGUUUUGUAUUCGAUAGUAAAUUAGAUGCUGUAUUUGAGACAAAAUAUUCAGAUGUAUAUAACAAACUUUGUUAUCACCUAACAAUAGUUUGUAUGAUAAACGUAUUUGUAUAUAAUUGUUUAACGAUUGAUUGAACACUUUUCCUACAAUAAAAUAUCUUUGAUGCCUAAACAUCAAAAGACAGAAGGGGUGAAAGUUUUCUAACCAGUUCAACUAAGAAUUUGGUCAAUGCUUUAUUCGAUAAGAUAUAGUAGCUAGGAUGACGUUUCUGUGAAAACACGUACUGAAAUUAAAACACAAUAAAUAAAAAAUAUUAUUUCUGUAAAUAAACAGAAAAAUAGUUAUAAUGAAAUGAUGAUUAGUAAAGCUUAUUUAUAUUUCGAAGUAUGUAAUAUAACAUUACACAAUGUUUAUUAAAUAAAUGUAUUGAACGAA